GGCGGCGCGGGCUGGGCGGGCGCCCCCGCGGCUCUGCUGCGCGCCGUGCGCCGCCUGCGCGAGGUGUUCGAGGUGUGCGGCCGCGACCCCGACGGCUUCCUGCGCGUGGAGCGCGUCGCGGCGCUCGGAAUGCGCUUCGGCCGUGGAGAGGAGGUGGAAAAACUCGUGAAAUAUUUGGAUCCCAACGACCUGGGGAAAAUCAAUUUCAAAGACUUUUGCCGUGGGGUGUUCGCCAUGAAAGGGUGCGAGGAGCUGCUGAAGGACGUGCUGUCCAUGGAGAGUGCAGGGACGCUGCCGUGCACGCCCGAGAUCCCCGACUGCCUGGAGCAGGGCAGCGAGGUUUUGGGCUCCACCUUUGCUGAUGGCGAGCUCCUCCCCAGGGAACCUGGCUUCUUUCCUGAGGACGAGGAGGAGGUGACACUCGCCCCACCUGAGGGCCUCCGGGAGUCAGACAUGGACAGCCCCAUGGAGAGCGCCCAGAAUCUGGAGGGGUCUGUUGGGAGUCCUGCUGAGGAGAAGGAACAGGAACUUGGGGGCCUGUUUCUAUCAGAGGACAAGUCCCUGGUGCACACUCCGUCCUUGAUGACGCCAGACCUCUCCACACACUCCACUGCCUCGCUCAUCAGCAGCGAGGAGCAGUUUGAAGACUAUGGCGAGGGGGAUGAUGUGGACUGUGCCCCCAGCAGCCCCUGCCCUGACGACGAGACCAGGACCAACGUCUACUCAGACCUGGGGUCUUCAGUGUCUUCCAGUGCGGGACAGACCCCGAGGAAGAUGCGGCAUGUGUACAACAGCGAGUUGCUGGAUGUAUACUGCUCUCAGUGCUGCAAGAAAAUCAACUUGCUGAAUGACUUGGAAGCUAGGCUGAAAAACCUGAAGGCCAACAGCCCCAACCGGAAGAUCUCUAGCACAGCCUUUGGACGGCAGCUCAUGCACAACAGCAACUUCAGCAGCAGCAACGGCAGCACAGAAGAUCUGUUCCGGGACAGCAUUGACUCCUGUGAUAACGACAUCACGGAGAAGGUGAGCUUCCUGGAAAAGAAGGUGACAGAGCUGGAGAAUGACAGCCUGACCAACGGGGACCUGAAGAGCAAGCUGAAGCAGGAGAAUACGCAGCUGGUACACAGAGUGCACGAGCUGGAGGAGAUGGUGAAGGACCAGGAGACCACUGCUGAGCAGGUGCUGGAGGAGGAGGCCCGGCGACACCGAGAGGCCUACAGCAAGCUAGAGCGGGAGAAGAGCACGGAGCUGGACCUACUCAACACCAGGGUGCAGCAGUUGGAGGAAGAAAACACCGAGCUUAGAACAACUGUGUCACGACUCAAGUCUCAGACGGAAAAACUGGACGAGGAGCGGCAGCGCAUGUCUGACCGGCUGGAGGACACCAGCCUGCGGCUCAAGGAUGAGAUGGACCUGUACAAGCGCAUGAUGGACAAGCUACGCCAGAAUCGCCUCGAGUUCCAGAAGGAGCGAGAAGCAACGCAGGAGCUCAUUGAGGACCUGCGGAAGGAGCUGGAGCACCUGCAGAUGUACAAGCUGGACUGUGAGCGGACAGGCAGGGGCCGCAGCUCCUCAUCCGGCCUGGGCGAGUUUAACGCCAGAGCUCGAGAGGUGGAGCUCGAGCAUGAGGUCAAGCGGCUGAAGCAGGAGAAUCACAAGCUGCGGGAUCAGAAUGAUGACCUGAAUGGACAGAUCCUGAGCCUGAGCCUCUACGAAGCAAAGAACCUGUUUGCUACCCAGACCAAAGCCCAGUCUCUGGCUGCAGAAAUAGACACAGCCUCUCGAGAUGAGCUCAUGGAAGCCCUAAAGGAGCAGGAGGAGAUCAACUUUCGGCUGAGGCAGUACAUGGACAAGAUUAUCCUGGCCAUCCUGGACCACAACCCUUCCAUUCUGGAGAUCAAACACUGAGCCAGGCUAGCUGCAAAGCAGCCUCAGGACCCCAGGACUAAGGGGCAGCCCUGCUCGAGGACAUGGGGCUGGCUCCACACUCACAUUCACGCUAUAAAUGUACCUCUGGCCGCCAUGCCUACCAUGUGCUGGUGUAUGUGUGGGGAGGCUGUGAGCAUGCCCAUGGUGGGGUGAGCAUGGGGCAAUGGUUGUUAGUGGCACCUGCACAGUGAGCUGCGCCUGCACUUUGUGGCCCCUUUGCAGGGGCAGUGGACACUGGAAGUGUGGGGGCAGGGUGUGCUCUCAGGAGUUACUGUAAUAAUGAGAACUGGAAGCAUGUGUUGCAGAUACUGGGUAAAAUGAUUCUACCUCUGGGGAUAAGGAUGAGGAAAUACUCUAGUGAGCUGGCUCUUACCAAGAUGGUGACCUUUCCCAGGAGUUUGCUUGGCCUUGCCAGGCUCUCUGGCCACUUUUCACAUCCAGGUGGGGAGGCAUGGCAAGGAGGAAGGUUGUGGGAGAGCUCCUGCCCCAUGGGUGGCCCUGUGUGGUUGGGGUGCACGAGGCCCAGAGGACUCAGGUUCACUGGGCAGUGGCACAGGCCGUCCUCGUGUGGUAGGGUUCUUGGCAUUUUUAGGUUCUCUUUGCCCUCUCCGUCCCUGCUUACCUACCUCCCUUUUCUGUUUUUGUUUUGUUUUGAAAACAGUGAAAUAGAAGAAGCAUUCACUUGGGUAUAAAAUAAAGAAAUGAAAAAGGAAAGUGGGGAAGAAGAUUGGGACCUCGAGGUGUCUGAGGCCAGCGUUGACAUCAGGCAACCAAAGAAAUGAUUUCCAGGGAGGAGCCCGCUCCCUGCAGGUGUAUCUUGAUGGGGGCCCAUCAUGGCUCCAUUCAGCCUACUGAGAGCAGGUUUUGGGCUGGGUCUCAGGGUCUGAGCUCUGGGUGCCCCUGGGAAGUAACGAGGUCCCGUUCCAGCCCUGAGGAACGCACUUGUAUCUGCUUCUCUACUGGGGAGCUCUGCUACAUCAGGGAGGGCAGGGUAUAGUCAGCAGAGUUGCAGGGAAACCUGUCUUCCUCCCUUCUGGCCCAUGGUGGGAAUUCACACCAUGGAUUUUUUAAUGUGAUCUUUUGUUCUGGGUGGCUGGGAGUAGAAACAAUACUUUCCUUUAAAUUUUCCAGUUUAUCUCAAUUUUAUAGCUUGUGAUUCAUUUCCUUAACCCGAAUCGAUAUAAACACAUAUGGCUUUACUUCUUCCCCUGUAGUUUCUUGUUUUCUUCAGCACAUGUAGUGUAAGAAGGAAGGUUUGGGCAUGUUGGGGAGGGGCAGGGAGGUGUGUGGAGAGAAGGGAGGGUCGAAGGGCCGGAGGAGGCCUUGUGGACUUGGGUGUGCUCCCUGCUUGACAGAAGCAGGGCUGUGGCCAGAACCGAUCUUCACUCCAUCCCAGUCAACUUGUGCUUUUGUUAGAUUUCAUGAUUACUUUUUAAUCUUAUGUAUGAGGUUUGGUCUUCUCAGGACUGGAACCACCCAUGCCCAGCAGAGGGGUGAGGGUUGGUCCUUGGGAGCCUCUGCUCUUGGGAUCCAGGUCUCCUUGGGCUCCCCUGAGGGUCUGAGGGGACACAGGCAGAGAGGGCCUGAGGAGUGGGUGUCUUGAGAAUUUGCUAGGAGGCCAUGACUUAAAGAUAAAAGACAUGGCAUGGUGUAGGUCUGGGUUUGAUUUUGGAAGGUGUCCCACAGGAGCCAGCCAAGUCAGGGUCCUGGUCUGUGGAGAGCUUAGUCCAGGGAGGAGUAUUUUACACAUGGAAUUGUGUAUGCUCCUUAGCUGCAUUGGUGCAGAAUUCCAGAGAAGGCAGCAGAGGCCAUGGUCAGAGUCGGUAGAGGAAGAAAACAACACUGGCAGCCUGUCCUGCCAGCUCCUCCCUGUAGGGGGUGCCAUGGGAAUGGACUACCCCAGGAAAUGCCAAGUCUGAAAGGCACCUAGACCUAGCCCAGUGCCACAGAGGCCUCUGAAGAGGGCCUUUUAACAGAGGACCUGCAUUCCAUAUAUCGCCUCCAGUUAAUGCCAGCCUUCUUCCUUCCUUCAGCCAGGAUGUACGUCUUACAAAACCUCAUCUGUCAACUUGGUUUUUUAAGAUCAUGUAUGUUUUUGAAGUGCACUUCUGGACUUGAAAGUUAACCUGAGGGGGUCUUAGUUCCCCAGCCCCUGGGGCAGGCUCCAGAGCUGUGCUUGAUAGGACAAAUUUGAACAACAAAUAAUUUUUAACUUUUAGAAUAUGCAUGAUCCAUGCCACCCUUGGGACAUACUGAAAAUAAGCUUUUAAAAAUUUGAAUUACCAGAUGUUCUGGUUUAAUUACUGUAGGUGUGGCUCAGGUCUUGAAAUAUUUUACAGGUAUUCCAGCUGACUCUAAUUUAACUGGGCGUUGUAUCUAGGGGGUGGGUGAGAUUUUCUGUUUAUUUUCAUUUGUUUUUGUCAAACCUGGCAAUCCCAACAAAUAGGAAUUAGCAGAACUUUGCCUGAAGUUACAGGUGGUUUUUUUCUCGGUUGAGAGAAGUGGGGGGUUUUGUAGAAGAGGUACCUUUUGAGUCAAGUGAAGUAGCACACAUCUGUAAUUCCAGCUACUGAGGAGGCUGAGGCAGGAGGAUUGCAAGUUUGAGGCCAACUUGGGCAAUACAACAAGACCUUAUCUCAAAAAAUAGAGCUGGUGGGCCGGGGAUUUAGCUCAGUGGUUCCGAUGCCGGCCUCGAAAGCACAAGGUCCUGAGUUCAAUCCCCGGUACAAAAGAAAAAAAAAAGCUGGAGGGCUGAGGAUUUAGCUCAAUGGUUUUGCUGCCUGCUGUGCAAGUGCAGGGACCCGAGUUCAAUGUCCGGUACCCUCCCCCCCAAAAAAAGACAUACAUUUUACCUGACACUAAGCUGUCCUUGUAUUGAGUUGGAAACCAAACAAAAUUAGCAGUUUUUUUAAACUUUGCAGUGGCCAUUUAUGUUAAACUGGUAGAUUUACUUGAGAAUUGUCAAAGAGAUUCUUUUUUCCUGAUUGCAUUUCUGACAUACUUCAAAGACAGAGCUCAAGAACCUCCUGAGCACUGUGUCCUGGAAGAGAGGUUUGCAGCUUUGGCUGUGCCCUGGAGUCUCCUGGGAAUUCUGAAAGCUCUGAUGACUGGGCAGCCCCACCCCACCCUGUGGCUCGGAUUCAACUGAAUUUGUACAUACUUCCCCAGUGAUGCUGAGGUGUGGCUCAAGGGGAGACCCCUUUGUUCUAGAAGGUUGUUGCCCAAAGGGAGAGGAAAUGGGGCUUGUUGAACCUAGGCUAGAGAGUGGACCCUCUGCUGGGACAGUCCAUGGUGGCUUUUUCUGGUGCUGAUGCUGUUGAAUGGUCCUUGCCUCAGGAUGGGAGGCCAGGUGCCUUCAGGACUGGUGGCUCUUGCUGUUCUCAGAGCCAGGAGGCUAGCAAGCCUGAGUGGGUGGCAGGGUCUCUGCCUGGUACCCCUGGAGUCCUAAGUGACACGUGUCGUGACGUACUGACCAGGACUCAUUCCACAGUGGGAAUACAACAGUCAGCUGCGCGCCGUCCCCCUGAAAGCAGCCUUGGCCACAGCAGCCACCUGCUUAUACCACAGAGCAGGAGGGGACACUGGCUUUGUGGAUUCUGCCUAUUUCCUGACAGCCAAAGCCUCCAGCAAGGCCUGGUGGAGUAGAGAGAAAUCCAGUCCUCUUUUUGUGCUGUGAGUGUGAGACAUUGGCAGUUUUAACCCUAACUGUAGAUGUGACUGGAAUAGGCCAGAGUUUGGGGUGGCCCUCCUGUGAAGAAAAUGAGUGCCUGGCAGGUCCCCAGCAACCCUGCAGAGGGCCGAGGUGGAGUCUGGGUUGAAGAGGGGCCAUUUAGGACUUUGGUGCUGGCCUCCUCCACAGUCUUCACUCCCAGGCUCCCCUUGGGACCCACGGUCUCCCCUCUAACAUGGCACUUAAGACUAGUAAGACUGACGUGUGUCCCACAGAGGUCCUCAAGUUAGACGUGCCAUGCCCUUCCCUUGGAGCACUGAUCUCAGGGACCUCCUGGUCCUGACAUCCUGCUAAGCAUGCACUGGUGACAGAAGCAGCCGGUGCGAGGCAGUAGGGACUGAAACCAUGGGCUUGCCCUCCCUGCCUGGCAGGACAACCCCGAGGCCCUCCUGCCGUCCUCUCACUGACCACCUGAGAAAACAACUGCGUUGGAGGAGAGUUUGUUUCUCGCCCUGUGACCCUGGUGGAGGGUAAUGCCACUGUCCUUCCUGGGUACUAGGUUUCCCAUGUGACCUCACUGCCCCAACCUUGUAGGCUCCUCUCCAUUGUGACCGUAAUGCUGGGGUGUCAGACCCAGCUAGGGAUGGCAUCCCAGGCCACCCCUCCUACAGGUCUAAGUGCUGAUGUCCUAGGGGUGACCCUGUCUCCUGCUGGGACCAUCUGCUUUGCUGUGCUGCACAGGCUGUGAUUUUUGUCUGCAUGGUUUGGGGUCCCUGUCCGUGUGCCUUCUUCCCUGUCACCACUGUACAGGAUUCUCCACGUUACCCUCUGCCCUGUUUUCUACGUCCCCUCUCCUCUCCUUCCCUCCCCUGCCCCGGAAAUGUGUAGCACUCAUCUUCUUUGUGGCCCCGUGCCCCCACCUUGUAAGGCCUUGCUCGCAGGCACAUCUCCUGAGGGAGGAUCAGGCCCGCUUCCCCUUGGCUUGCGCAGUCUUGUAGACACCGUCACUUUGUACAGAAUUGUUCAUUGUCUUAGGUCUGGGGGUGCUUAGUCCCUCAUCGAGCCUGCAGGUAGUUUAGAAGCCUUGCUUCCCAGAAAAGGGUAACUUUGUGUAAAGCAGCUUCUCCCACAAACCUCUUCCUGUGUUGAUGUGAAUAUUUAUAGGCGGCAGAGUGCACUUUUAACCUGGGGCAUCGGCCCGGGCAGGGAUGUUGCAGAGCUGCAGCAGCUCCGGUACCCACUCUGCCCCAGAGGAAGCCCUGGCUGUGUGGUUCCCCAUGCUUAGCAAAACUCCACUGCCUCUGGUGUAUGGAACAGCUGUGGACCCCAGUAGGGCUGAAGGAAGAGACUGCUGCCCUCCCUGCCUGCUCUUAAUACCUGCCCAGCCCCUGUCUGCUGAAGGUGCUCAGACCAGAGUGCCAUUAAUAAUCCCAGACUGUCAGGACCUUGAUGGGACAAUACUCGAGUGAGGCCUCAGCCCCUCCCACUCCGGGCAGGGUCUCCGGGGCCCAGGCGGAAAAACUGCCCCCAUGGCCUAGUGCCCAAGGGUUGGUUAGAUGGCUUUUGACUCUCUGUGGGAUUCAGCUUGGUUUUUGCCCCAGGAACCUAUGUCUGGAAAGAGCUCUGGGGCCAGAGGAGGACCUCCAUGUUCAGGUCCAGGGGAGGGAGUGUGGGCUGAGGCCCCAAGGUGGAGUCCCAGGUCCUGAGCUCUUCGCCUGAAGCCUGCUUCCUUCCAGAAGGGAGCAGGCUCUCCACGGCAGGCACCUUCCAGGGAACUGUAAUGUACAGACCAAGGUGUAAAUAAACUGUUGGCUUUUCUUGCCUGA
This is a messenger RNA of Heterocephalus glaber (naked mole-rat), 7425 nucleotides long. It is a transcript of the gene Rab11fip4, whose product is annotated as RAB11 family interacting protein 4. The record is from RefSeq and is a predicted model, not a curated record. Gene Ontology annotation, biological process: regulation of cytokinesis; endocytic recycling. Gene Ontology annotation, molecular function: calcium ion binding. NCBI's taxonomy places the organism in Eukaryota, Metazoa, Chordata, Mammalia, Rodentia, Bathyergidae. Gene Ontology annotation, cellular component: recycling endosome membrane; endocytic vesicle; midbody.